AUGGCCUUGAAAUUCUCUCAGAUUAUGUUCGUAGCUCUCUGGCUCUCUCUCUUCUUCCUCCUCCUCCACCACUUGUACUCCUUCAACUUCCGCCGACUCUACUCUCUAGACGCGGAGAAGCCGUCGAUAUCGAAGCAUCGUCUCUACACCAUUGGAUUAGUCAGCAGAAGAGCUCUCUCACACAGAUUCGACUUCACGCCUUUCCAACGCCGAGAGAACAACUACCAUCACCGUCGUUCCCGCGAGAAACCCACCGGCGAUGAGAUCGAUCCUCGUUACGGAGUGGAGAAACGCCGUGUUCCCUCCGGACCUAAUCCGUUGCACCAUUGA
Microthlaspi erraticum is the source of this 330-nucleotide messenger RNA. The record is from the annotation of a GenBank genome assembly. NCBI's taxonomy places the organism in Eukaryota, Viridiplantae, Streptophyta, Magnoliopsida, Brassicales, Brassicaceae.